Cadophora gregata is the source of this 441-nucleotide messenger RNA. RefSeq lists its product as uncharacterized. Lineage: Eukaryota; Fungi; Ascomycota; Leotiomycetes; Helotiales; Ploettnerulaceae. The record is from RefSeq and is a predicted model, not a curated record. The transcript is spliced from 2 exons. The coding region runs from base 1 to 441 and encodes 146 amino acids.
AUGCAAGUCAUGAUUCAACAGCACUACAAUGAGAUGAGCGAUCUGUUGAUUCCAACAACAGAUGACACUAUGGAUGACAAGUACAUCACCACGUAUUCAUCGACCCGGACGCUCCUCCUCAUCACUUGUCGAGGAAUUCAAAACAGUGCGUACUUGAACUUCACAAAGCUUUAUCUUGAUAGAUUGGAAGAUGUUUCAAAGUUCAUUCCACCAGCUGCAGCAAUCAACCGUGCCUCGGUGCCACAACCAAGAAGUUGGGAGCCAACGAAUACCUCCCACCAUGCAUUCUACACGCAAGCAACCGUGAUGGUACCUCCGUCGGCCUCAGCAUCGACAGGAAGCAAGGCGACCCGAGGCGGCAUCGUACAGAACGCUUGGUACACGGAAACAAGGAAGCGACCUGACGUGAGGUGCUUGCAUGAUCGACUUUGUGCUCUGUGA